AUGGUCUUAAAAAGUUUUGUAAAACCUGAAUAUCAAAACAAAGAGACUUCGAAUGUGGCCCUAUCAUCACGUUAUGUUAAAGAUUAUAUGACGAGCGUUGUAAAAGAACAGAGUUCUAAAAUUCAAGUGCUUUUGAAACAAAUACAAUCGAACGCGCAGUCAGUUUUGAAACGAAUACGAAAUAUAAACCUACAAACAAAAAUCGGCACAAAAAAGAAUUUAAAAAGAAAUUUAGAUGAUGCCGAAUAUCAAGUUAAAUCACCUAAUGUUGAAGUUACAAAAUAUAAUGUACAAGGAAAAACAAACUCCAGAAAUUACAAUAGUCAUUAUUUGAGUACAGGAUAUGGAACAAGUGGAAGUUCAAACUAUGGCAUGUCUACCUACCACCAUCACUCAAUCGGUUUCGAUCCUAUAAAUAUUGUAGUGUCAAUGUCACUUCUCUCUUUUCUAUUUCAAGCCUUACAAGGAUUCUUACGAACGCGACUACCAACGCCAGUUAUUGAAGCGAGGAGUUCAAGACAAUCCUCUGUUCGGAUGAAUGGUAUGGAGAGUAAUCCAAAAGAUUUACGUAAGAACGAAUAUAUUAAGAAGAAAAUGCCCAAGGAAUACUAG
Molecule: messenger RNA, 612 nt
Organism: Danaus chrysippus (African queen)
Lineage: Eukaryota; Metazoa; Arthropoda; Insecta; Lepidoptera; Nymphalidae
Source: the annotation of a GenBank genome assembly